Molecule: messenger RNA, 462 nt
Organism: Ostreobium quekettii
Lineage: Eukaryota; Viridiplantae; Chlorophyta; Ulvophyceae; Bryopsidales; Ostreobiaceae
Source: the annotation of a GenBank genome assembly
AUGGGCACAGACGCCGAUCCGCUGGCCGCGUCCUCGGCCGGCGCGGAGGCGUCGGUGGCGGAGGGAUCUGCCCAGGCGGAAAAGGGGUCUGAGGGGGCUGGGGAUGCGGUCGUGGUGCAGUAUGUAGUGUUGAGGAGGGACCUGUGGGGCGAGAUGGGGUGGCCGCUGGGGAGUGUGGUUGCGCAGGCGUGCCACGCGUGCACGGCUGCGGUGUGGGGGGCGCGGGAGGAGGCGUGCGUGAGGGGGUACCUGGCGAACGUGGACAGCAUGCACAAGGUGGUUCUGGAGGUGAAGUCUGAAACACAGUUGCGAAACCUGAGCAACAAGCUGCAGGAGGCGAAUGUGGACCACAAGCUGUGGGUAGAACAGCCUGAGAACUUCGCCACUUGCCUUGCCACAAGGCCCUACCCCAAACCCGAAAUUCAGCACCACUUCAAGAAACUUAAGCUGUGCAAGGGCUGA